ACCUCCUGCUUCUCCCUCGCUCUGUUCUCUCUCUCGCUCUCUCCCGCUGCUGUCAUGGAAAAGCAGCUGCCUGAGAGGCAGGGAAUUGGAAAGCCUGCCUUCUGCCUGAAGCAGCCCCCGGCUCUGAGGUGAGCGCAGAAAACCCCCGAAGUGCGUCUCUCUGCUCUCACUCGCUGCCCUGCCUGCAGAGCGCAGCUCUGCCGGCACACUUCCUGAGACUGCAUAUUUGCUCGUUUUCUUUUAAACUUCUGUACACUUUCUAGUUGUUGUUUUUUCGGAGUUGGGGGGGACUUUUGGUGCGAAUCCUGCUCUCUCUCCCUCUCCGCACUGCGAUGGCUGAAGCCGUCAGGAUUGCGCAGGGACGUGAAACCUGAGUCGCCUCUGUUUCUCGUUUGGAUCAGGCGGUCCUGACCCGGCGUACUGCUGACUUAUCGGUUUGGCUGUUUCGUGUUUCCUUUAUUUUGUUUUCCCCGAGUCCAGGGCUGGCGUCUCGAAAGCGGCUUUCUUGUGCAGUAACCAGAGGAUUUGCUUGCGACUCCUGCGCCUGAGAAAUCGGAUCAGAUGCUUUUGGCUGAGUUUAUCUGUCUAUGUAUAUAUAAAGUCCUAGGUUGUGUGUGCCCUCUAACUGCUCACUUUCCCUUGAAGGUCUGCAGCACGCAUAACUGGAUCAGCUGAAUAUCUCAAAGACCCGAAAGAAAUGCACUGGAAUUUCUGUUGAAACUUUUCUUCGAACCCUGGAUCUCUCGAGCACUGUGGCAUCCAGACUUUUCCCCCGCAGCUGGCCAACCUGCCUGGAGACAGUUUACAUUUGAGUGCUGCUUCUGUGCAAAUAAUGCCUUGGAUCAGCGUGUAGCUCCGCCACUCUCAGUCAGCGGAGCUCUGCAGCCAAUUUUUAAUUCUUAUCUCAACGCUUUCCAGCCGUUUGCCAAGCCGGGAACAACUGCGAGAUGUUAUCUACAAAUCCCUGGAUUUAUACUGACACAAGGAUCAGACACGGGGAGCGGUAACUCGCCUAUUUGAGCGCACAGAAAGAUUGAUAGUCCACUUGACAGCUGUAGAUAGCGGGGAGGGAGGGCCCUCCGCGCAGAAACGAAAACAGAAGUGGCCGGUGAGAAAACUUUCUGCACAGAUGCGGCUCCAGAUUGCCCCUUGGCGGUUGUGUCCGCUGGCUGCCUGAGGCACUCCAAGGCUUGGCGUGACGUCUCGGCCCAGCCCGGCGCUCCGGAUUCUGCUGCUUCGCUCGGAGAGCCGCCGGAAACCUUGGAGCGGGGAGAGGUCGAGGCCGGCGGUCACUGCGGCGCGCAGAACCCCGGGUCGUUCACCGGCCGACCAGCAGGCCUGACCUGCGCCAGGCCCGCGCCGCGAGCGAAGCACGUCCACAGGGCAGAUGGGUCAGCUGGAAAAGCCAAGAGCCCGUAACUGAAGGAAAAGACAGCGAGAACCGCCACAGGAGCAGCAUCCCGGGGUGAGACUGAAACUGUGGCCUGGGCUGCUUCCUCUCCUACCUGGGCUUAUCGCUUGACUGGCGACUUCCAGCGAUUGACUUAGGGGGUCACCCGAGCCAGCCGGCGAUGAGGGCCUGCGGCGGCUGGCGGACCGGGGGUCGGCUCCUGCUCCCGCCCCUGCUGGUGCUGCUGCUGCUCGGCUGCCGGUCGGACGCGGUCCAGUCCAAGUCGGCCUGCCACCGAGAGGCCAAGAGCGAUGCCCGCGGCUCCUCCCGGGAGGUGACCCUGGCGGUCAUCUUGCCGCGGAACAACACGGCCUACCCCUGGGCCUGGCCCCGCGUGGGGCCCGCCCUCCACCUGGCCCUGCGGCGCAUCAGCAGGGACCCCCACCUGCUGCCCGGCUACCAGGUGCGCUACUUCAUGGAGAACAGCGAGGACGACGGGGGCAACUGCUCCGACUACAUCGCCCCGCUCAUGGCCGUGGACCUGCAGUUCGCCCAUCACCCCUGGGCCUUCGUGGGCCCCGGCUGCCACUACGCGGCGGCCCCCGUGGGUCGCUUCGUCUCGCACUGGGGCGUCCCCAUGGUGACGGCGGGGGCGGCGGCCUACGGCUUCUUCAACGAAAAGAGCACCUACUCGCUGAUGACCAACACGGGCCCCACCCACAAGAAGCUGGGGGAGUGCACCUGCCACAUCCAGGAGCACUUCAAGUGGACGAACCGCGCCAUGCUGAUCUACUCCGACGAGAAGAUGGACGACCGGCCCUGCUACUUCGCCAUCGAGGGCUUGUACACCGAGCUGGACAAGGUCAACAUCACCACCGAGGAGUUCGUUUUCGCGGAGAGCAAGAGCCCUCUCGACUACGAGGCCAUCAUCCAGGAGAUCAGGAUGAAGGGGCGCAUCAUCUACGUGUGCUGCUCCCAGGACACCUUCCGGCAGCUGAUGAUCCGCUUCCGGAGGGCCAGCAUGCCCCUGGAGGAGUACGUGUUCUUCUACAUCGACAUCUUCGGGACCAGCCUGAGCUCCCGCGAGCCCAAGCCCUGGUUCCGAGGAGACCCCGACGACGCCGUCGCCAAGGAGGCUUUCCAGUCUGUGAUCAUCAUCACCUACACUGAGCCGCAGAACCCCGAGUACAAGGAGUUCCUGCAGGAGCUGAAGGUGGAGGCCAAGAGAAACUUCAGCUUCAACAUCGAAGACACGCUGACGAACCUGAUCGCUGGGAGCUUCCACGAUGGAGUGAUGCUGUACAGCCUGGCGCUGAACGAGUCGCUGGCUGAAGGAGAGAUCCCUCCCAAGGGGGAGACAGUCACCAAGAAGAUGUGGAACCGCACUUACUAUGGAGUGACAGGACCGAUACGGAUCGAUGAGCAUGGCGACCGGGAGAUUGAUUUCUCCCUCUGGGACAUGACCGACAACAACACUGGCACCUUCCAGGUGGUGUUCGUGUACAAUGGCACGGAGAAGAACAUCAGCCAGGUGCCAGGGGUGAGAUUCCAGUGGCCGGGGGACGGCAGCCCGCCCCGCGACAUCCCGCUCUGCGGCUUCAAGAACGACGAGUGCCACUCAGGAGUCCUGCCGAUGCUCCAGGUGAUGACCAUCUUGAUCGGCUUCUUCCUCUUCUUCAGCACUAUCAUCGCAGUCUUCAUAUACAGGAAGCUGAAGCUGGAGAAUGAGCUGGCAGCAGAGCUGUGGAGGAUCCACUGGGAGGACAUUCAGAUCAGUAACAUGGAGAAGACUCUGCGCAGCGCAGGCAGCAAGCUCACCCUGUCCCUGAGGGGGUCGAACUAUGGGUCUCUCCUGACUACAGAGGGCAACUUCCAGAUCUUCGCAAAGACUGGCUGCUACAAGGGGAACAUUGUGGCCAUUAAAUACAUCAACAGGAAACGCAUCGAGCUGACCAGGAAGGUGCUGUUUGAACUGAAGCAUAUGCAAGAUGUCCAGAACGAGCACCUGACCCGCUUCAUCGGCGCCUGUAUUGACCCACCCAACAUCUGCAUCAUCACCGAAUACUGCCCCCGGGGCAGCCUGCAGGACAUCAUGGAGAACGAGAGCAUCAACCUGGACUGGAUCUUCCGGUACUCCCUCAUCAACGACAUCGUCAAGGGCAUGGAGUUCCUGCACAACAGCGUCAUCGUGUCCCACGGCAACCUCAAGUCCUCCAACUGCGUGGUGGACAGCCGCUUCGUGCUGAAGAUCACCGACUACGGCCUGGCCAGCUUCCGCAGCGAGGCGGAGUGCGACGACGCGCACUCCUUCUACGCCCGGAAGCUGUGGAGCGCCCCGGAGCUGCUGCGGGCCGAGGGCCCCCUCCCCAGCGGGACGCAGAAGGGCGACGUCUACAGCUUCGGCAUCAUCCUGCAGGAGAUCGCGCUGCGCCGGGGGGCUUUCUACCUGGAGGGGGAGCUACUGAGCCCCAAAGAGAUCAUCGACCGCGUGACCUUGGGCGAGUGGCCAUACCUGCGCCCCACAGUGAACCCGCAGUGCCACAGCGAGGAGCUGGGCCAGCUGAUGCAGCGCUGCUGGGCCGAGGACACGGUGGAGCGCCCCGAGUUCCACCAGAUCAAGAUCCUGCUGCGCAAGUUCAACAGGGACAGCAGGACCAACAUCCUGGACAAUCUGCUGUCGCGGAUGGAGCAGUACGCCAACAACCUGGAGGAGCUGGUGGAGGAGCGCACCCAGGCCUACCUGGAGGAGAAGCGCAAGGCGGAAGCCCUGCUCUACCAGAUCCUGCCCCACUCAGUGGCGGAGCAGCUGAAAAGAGGGGAGACAGUGCAGGCUGAAGCCUUCGACUCCGUCACCAUCUACUUCAGCGACAUUGUGGGCUUCACCGCCCUGUCUGCCGAGAGCACCCCCAUGCAGGUCGUGACUCUGCUCAAUGACCUCUACACCUGCUUCGACGCCAUCAUUGACAACUUCGACGUGUACAAGGUGGAGACGAUCGGUGACGCCUACAUGGUGGUGUCGGGGCUGCCCGUGCGGAACGGCAAGCUGCACGCCCGGGAGAUCGCCCGCAUGUCGCUGGCGCUGCUGGAGGCCGUGCGCUCCUUCAGGAUCCGGCACCGACCCGACCAGCAGCUCAAACUGAGGAUCGGCAUCCACAGCGGUGAGGGCCAGCGUGCUGGACACAUGGCUCUGUCACAGUAACUGGCUCUAGGGGU
Lepisosteus oculatus (spotted gar) is the source of this 4603-nucleotide messenger RNA. NCBI's taxonomy places the organism in Eukaryota, Metazoa, Chordata, Actinopteri, Semionotiformes, Lepisosteidae. The record is from RefSeq and is a predicted model, not a curated record.